GUACAAUCACUAUUCAAGUACCAGAUGUGGGUAACUGUGGUGAUGAUACAAAUCUAACAUGUCAGGUUACUGGUAAUAUUGGUACUAUAAGCUGGAUUGUAGGAGGGACGAGUAUUGUAAUAAAUGGAGGUGCUGUAGUACCAGAUGACCACAACAAAUAUACAGAAAGCAAGCAAGCAUCAUCGUUCACAUUGACAAUAAACAACACUGACAGUUCUGAUGAAGGAUAUUAUAAAUGUAGAAAUGGAUUUAAUGACAGUCAAGAUAAACAUUUAAAUAUACAGUGUAAAGCAUCAUCAGCUACACACAGCAUUACAAGAGGAAAGAAAGUACAGAUAACAGUUGAUAAACUCUAUCCUGCCUCACCAACACUGGCUGUUACAUUUAAAAGACAGAAUAAUGCCAUCCAGAUAUCAGGAUCUUCAGCAUGUUCAAGUAGUACACAGUAUACAGGCUACUAUAGAUGUGUGUGGACUUCUAGUAACUCUUUAAAUGAUGGGUCGUAUACAUACAACAUUGUUGUUACAACCAUCACACAAGCAACUCCACUAACAGGAUCAUUUAAAAUAGCUUCACCUACUACACCAUUGAUUUCAAAUGUUGUGCAGUUAAAUGCCACUCGUGAAGUUGUGUACGGAAAUGAAGGACAAUCUCUGACAAUACAAUGCACUUCAACUGGAGGAUAUCCCUCACCAACGGUAACCUGGUAUAAGAACAGCAUAUCUAGCUCUAUCCAGUUAGCCUCUACAAGUUCAGGAACGAUACAAAGUGACGGUACAUACACUGUCAACCUACAACAUACAUUUACACCUGCUACAUCAGAUGAUAGGAAAUAUUUGAUAUGUAGAUCCUACUAUCCUCAAGCUGAUAGUGCUCAAGUAGGAUCAAAUAACAAAUCAGUGCUACUUUACUUGUCAUUAAAGCCAAACCAGCCAACAGUUACACAGACAUCUGUUGUAUCAGGUAGUACUGUAACGGUAAGAUGUACAACAAACGGGUGUAGACCAGCAGCCAGUAUAUCCUGGUUAUAUCAAGGUGUAAGGUAUAGUGGCAGUACAACAAACACACCUGAUGCCGCAACAGAAACAUUUACAGUUGUCUCCACAUAUAAUAGACAGGUGACAGCUGCAGACAAUGGACAAAGUAUACGAUGUACAGUUACUCAUCCUGCAUUAGUGAGUCCAGCAUGGCUGAGCAAAUCAACAGAUCUUAAUGUCCAAUUUUCAGUUGGACCGUCCACGACACAGAUAAUAGGUAACAGAGAAGUCGUUGCUACAGGAUCUACAACAUUAACAUUGACUUGUACAACAGGAUCAUCAAACCCUGCGUCUGAUAUAACAUGGAGAAAUGGAUCACAUAUACUUAACAGCGAUCGUCAAUAUACGACAUCUACUGGAAUAAAUAAUGGAAUAGUGAGGUCACAACAACUUAUACUGUAUCCAACACGAUAUAUGGACGGUUAUGAUAUAACAUGUUCCGUGUCUAACAGUGUGUCACAGUCUCCUGUUGUGGAUAAAGUAAAACUCAAUUUGAAAUGUAAGUCAAAUGAUUGUUUGGUUAUAUUUAUACUUGAUAUUUGUACAAGACAUGCUUACUAA
Molecule: messenger RNA, 1598 nt
Organism: Ruditapes philippinarum (Manila clam)
Lineage: Eukaryota; Metazoa; Mollusca; Bivalvia; Venerida; Veneridae
Product: hemicentin-1-like
Exons: 6
Source: RefSeq, a predicted model, not a curated record